Molecule: messenger RNA, 564 nt
Organism: Lactuca sativa (garden lettuce)
Lineage: Eukaryota; Viridiplantae; Streptophyta; Magnoliopsida; Asterales; Asteraceae
Product: stellacyanin
Cellular component (GO): plasma membrane
Molecular function (GO): electron transfer activity
Source: RefSeq, a predicted model, not a curated record
AUGGCAGGUUUAAAGUUCAAUUUGGUGGUGAUGAUGGUGCUCAUGCAGUUUCACGGCAUGGUGGCUCAGACUACACAUGUGGUCGGCGACGCCUUGGGGUGGAAUAUUCCACCCAAUGGACCUUCUGAUUACAACACCUGGGCAUCAACUCACACAUUCAAAGUUGGCGAUGUUCUUCUCUUUAACUUCAUCACCGGAUUCCAUAACGUUGCUGAAGUUUCGGGGGCGGCUUACUGCCCAUGCACCACCGCCAACCCCAUCUCCAUCGCCACCACCGGCCCCGCUAGAGUCACUUUAAACACACCUGGCAUACACUAUUACAUCUGCACCGUUGGAACUCAUUGCCAAAUUGGUCAAAAACUAACCAUCAACGUCUCCGCCACGUCUGCCACCCCUCUACCACCACCAUCGUCCGCUACUCCCGCAUUUGUUUCUCCACCCACACUUUUUUCUCCACCCACAGAAGGCACCAUUCUACAACCGCCAUCACGCAGUUUUGGUUCAUCUUUCACCGCUGUGAUACCCUUCAGUUUCUUGGGGAUCGCUUUAGCUUUCUUUUAUUAG